AUGAACGGCACAUCAAACCCCGCGGUCCGGUCGAAGCGCAAGGAGCCGCCGCAUGCCGUGGACGGUCGGCAUCCCAAGCACCACCGCCCCAACGGCGAUGCCUCCUCGGCCGGCGACGAUACCCCCGAGCGACCGGACGAGUUUGAAGGCGAAUUUGUGGACGAAUUCGAAGACGCGCGGUUGUCAGCCCUGUUGCCCACGGGACCCGACACGGCAGAGUGGCAGGCGACGAUUCAGAGUGUGGUGCGGAAUGUCGUGUCGAUUCGCUUCUGUCAGACUUGUUCUUUCGACACGGACCCGGCGUUGACGAGUGAGGCCACUGGGUUUGUGGUUGAUGCAGAGAAAGGGUACAUUCUAACCAACCGUCACGUCGUUGGCUCUGGCCCGUUCUGGGGCUACUGCAUCUUCGACAACCACGAGGAAGUCGACGCUUACCCCGUCUACCGCGACCCCGUUCACGACUUUGGCAUUCUCAAGUUCGAUCCCAAGGCCAUCAAAUACAUGCCCGUAGCCGCCCUGCCGCUGCGCCCCGACCUCGCCAAGGUCGGUAUCGAGAUUCGCGUGGUCGGCAACGACGCCGGCGAGAAGCUCAGUAUUUUGUCCGGUGUCAUUAGUCGGUUGGACCGCAACGCGCCAGAAUACGGCGAUGGGUACAGUGACUUCAACACGUGCUACUACCAGGCUAGCGCAGCCGCUAGCGGUGGUAGUUCAGGCUCGCCGGUCGUCGACAAGGAUGGAUUCGCUGUGGCGCUGCAAGCCGGUGGCCGUGCGGAUGGUGCCGCGACGGAUUACUUCCUACCGCUCGACCGGCCCCUCCGGGCGUUGAAGUGCCUGCAGGAGGGCAAGCCGAUCUCGCGCGGCGACAUCCAGUGCCAGUUCCUGCUCAAGCCGUUCGACGAGUGCCGCAGGCUGGGCCUGACGCCAGAGUGGGAGGCGCAGAUCCGCAAGGCGUUCCCCAAGGAGACCAACAUGCUGGUGGCCGAGAUCGUGCUGCCGGACGGCCCCUCGCACGGGAAGAUUGAGGAGGGUGACGUGUUGAUCAAGGUCAACGGCGAGCUGCUUACCCAGUUCAUUCGGUUGGAUGACGUCCUGGACUCCAGCGUCAAGCAGCCGGUCAAGCUACUUCUGCUUCGUGGUGGUGAGGAGGUCGAGGUGGAGAUUGAAGUCGGCGACCUGCACAGCAUCACCCCGGACCGCUUCGUCUCGGUGGCGGGAGGAAGCUUCCACAGCCUUUCGUACCAGCAGGCCCGUCUGUACGGUGUCGCCACGAAGGGCGUGUAUGUUUGCGAGGCUGGUGGGUCAUGGCGGUUCGAUAACUCCGAUAACGGCUGGCUCAUCCAAUCCGUCGACCAUAAGAAGACGCCGGACCUUGAGACCUUCAUCAACGUGGUUAAGGCGAUUCCGGACAAGGCCCGCGUAGUGGUGACCUACAAGCACCUGCGCGACUUGCACACUCUGAACACCACCGUCAUCUACAUCGACAGGCAUUGGUCCAAGAAGAUGAAGCUGGCGGUGCGCAACGACGAGACUGGCCUGUGGGAUUUCUCGACGCUGGCCGACUCGCUCCCGCCGGUGCCCCCCGUGCCGAGGAAGGCGGCGUUUAUCCAGCUCGAGCACACCUCGCACCCUGCCGUUGCUGACCUAGUCCGCAGCUUUGUGCACGUCAGUUGUACCAUGCCCGUGAAGCUCGACGGGUUUCCUAAGAAUCGCAAGUGGGGCAUGGGCGUGGUCAUUGACGCCGACAAGGGCCUCGUGGUAAUAUCGAGGGCCAUUGUACCGUACGAUCUCUGUGACAUCAGUAUCACCAUCGCCGACUCAGUCGUCGUCGAGGGUAAGGUCGUGUUCCUGCACCCGCUGCAGAAUUACGCCAUCAUCCAGUACGACCCCAAGCUCGUCGACGCCCCCGUGCUCAGCGCCAAGCUCAGCUCCGAGGAGAUCACGCAGGGCGCGUCGACGUACUUCAUCGGCUACAACCGCAUCGGGCGCAUCGUUCACGCGGCCACGACGGUGACUGAGAUCUUUGCCGUGACUAUCCCAGCCAACUCGGGCGCCCCGCGGUACCGCGCCCUCAACGUUGACGCGAUCACGGUCGACACGAGCCUGAGCGGCCAGUGUGGCAGCGGCGUCCUCGUGGCGCAAGACGGCACGGUGCAAGCACUCUGGCUAACAUACCUGGGCGAGCGUAACCCUUCGUCGCACCGCGACGAGGAGUACCACCUGGGCCUGGCAACCCCGUCGCUGCUGCCCGUCGUGCGGCAGAUUCAACAAGGGGUCAACCCCAAGUUGCGCAUGCUGUCGGUCGAGUUCCGCGCUAUCCAGAUGUCGCAGGCGCACCUGAUGGGCAUCUCGGAGGAAUGGAUCGCGCGCGUGUCGCAGGCCAACACACAGCAUCACCAGCUGUUCAUGGUGUCCAAGCGCACGUUUGAUCCUAACGAGCAGCCCGAGGGACAGCAACAAGAAGAAGCAAGGGACAACAGGAACGCUGCCACGCUAUGUGAGGGUGACGUACUGCUCAGCAUCAACGGCAACAUUAUCACGAGGAUCUCGGACCUGGAUGUGAUGUACUCGCACGAGGAGCUGGACGUGGUGCUGGUGCGCGAGUGCGAGGAGGUCGCGCUGCGGAUCCCGACCGUCGCGGCCGACGACGUCGAGACGACACAUGCUGUCUCCUUUUGCGGCGCAAUCUUCCACGCGCCGCACCACGCCGUCCGCCAGCAGAUCAGCAAGUUGUUCAGCGGCGUCUAUGUCUCGGCCCGCACGCGCGGGUCACCGUCGUAUCAAUACGGUCUGGCCCCGACCAACUUCAUCACGCAUGUCAAUGGCAAGCCGACACCGGAUCUUGACGCCUUUUUGGCUGAGGUAAUCAAGAUUCCGGACAAUACUUACUUCCGGCUCCGGGCCAUGACAUUCGACAGUGUCCCGUGGGUGGUCACGAUGAAGAAGAACGACCACUACUUCCCGACAGUCGAGCUGAUCAAGGACCCAAGCGAGGAGUGCGGCUGGCGGCGCGUCACGUAUGAGGGCGGAAAGGUGAUUGAGGACGAAGAAGGCACGGAUGGUGUGGCCGCGCCUGGGACGGGAGAGGCGAACGACAUGGAGGUGGAGGAGGAAGAGUGA
Molecule: messenger RNA, 3117 nt
Organism: Dichotomopilus funicola
Lineage: Eukaryota; Fungi; Ascomycota; Sordariomycetes; Sordariales; Chaetomiaceae
Product: trypsin-like cysteine/serine peptidase domain-containing protein
Exons: 3
Coding region: 1-3117 (1038 amino acids)
Biological process (GO): proteolysis
Molecular function (GO): protein binding; serine-type endopeptidase activity
Source: RefSeq, a predicted model, not a curated record